UUUGAAAAAACGAAAGCAUGGUUUGAAGGCCUUUCGAAUCCCUCUAUGGAAGACAGAUUUCGCUAUGAGGUGGCGAAAUUGGAUGAUGAUGCUCGCCAGAAAAGGCUUGCAAAUAGAAAAGUUCUUGAAGAGCAGCGACUUGUUGACGACGAAGAACUUCCUUUCAACGAGUAUGGACUUGGUAACACAUCUCAAAGCCAAUUACCAUAUGGGGAAGAAUCCGGGAAUCCGGGGGCUUCUGAUACAAAACCAUCGGUGUCUAGGCGCAAAAGAUCCAAUAAAAUCACUGCAAGUGAAAAACGCCGCAGCAUGCAGGUCGGGUUUGACGUCGUUUUGGCGCAGGCAGCGAACAAAAGAAAGCCCCGAAAACGCAGGCACGACUGCCGCCACAGUUCAACCCAGCGAGGCCCCAUGAAAAAGAGCAAGAAGAAUGACGAAGAAAACGCCAUAACUCUGCGGUCAUUUUUCGGCUCCAGCUUGACUGAGGAUGCCCACGCAAAUUCCCCGCUCCCAGAGAUUCCAGGGUUUACUGCCAAAAACAAAGGAAAGGCUCUUUUUGAAUUGAUAGCCAGUAUCCCCACCAUAGAUCAGAAAGGUGCAGCGUCCGACAAACAGCAGGUAUUGAAAGCCACUCGAAAAUUCACAAAAUCAGCCACAAGCGAUGGGAAAAGCGGCUGGAAAAUCAGAGGCUUGAAGACAAGCCUCUAUCACCAUCAGCUUUUGGGUGCCGCUUUCAUGCGUGACCGGGAAAAUUCCACUCACGCUCCAUUUGGUGGAUUCUUGUGUGACUUCAUGGGGUUUGGAAAAACAAUUCAGGCUUUAGCUAAUAUUAUGGAUGGCCAAACUUGUGACCCUAAUGACCCCUUGAGAACAACUUUGAUCGUUGUCCCAGCGCACCUUGUGUCGCACUGGAGAAACCAAAUAGCCAAACAUUGCGAUGCGGAUGCCAGAGGAGAAGUCAAAACUUACAAUAGACAUCUAAGGCAACUGACACUCGACAUCGAUAAAUCCAUUCAGAACAGUUUCAUCCUAAGAUCUUAUCCCCGUUGCAUGGCACCUGAACAACCCAUGGAUGAAAAUACAACAUGGGAAUGGUGGAUUGAAACCUACGAGAAACACGCUGGUCCUCUGCAUCGAAACAAGUUUUUGAGAAUCAUUCUUGAUGAGGGACAUGUCAUCAAUAAUUACACCGGGCACACCUCCAUCGCGGUGCGUGCCCUCACCGGCAAAUACAAAUGGAUCUUGAGUGGAACUCCAGUACACAAUUGUAUCGAAGAAUUCUAUCCCCAAUUCGAUUUCCUCAGUGUUCCCCAAACUGGUAACUUCGACACUUUCUUUGGACGAUACUGCAAGGCAAGUGACCAGAAAGCAGAGCAACGCCUUACAAAUCUUUUACGCUCUUUCAUGAUCAAGCGAACACACCAGAGCAGACUUUUCUCGCUCCCGGUCAUCAAGCUCCCUGACCUUGGUGAGGAAGUUGUUAAGGUGAACUUUUGCGAAGCUGAGCGCACUAUCUACGAAAGGAUUGUUGAUUACUUCAUAAAAAACAUGAAUGGUCACGCCUCGGUGGAAGACGGUAGACUCGCUCAGACUCGAUGCUUUUUGACCAUGCUUUUGGUGUUGCGCAUGUUCUGCAGCCACAUACUUACUACUCAAGGGAUGGUUAAGAAACUGCUAUCCGGAUCCUUGAUGCGAGAGCUUAUGACUAUUUCAAACGAUGAAGAUGAAGUGACUCGUCAUACAUCAAAGAGAAUAACCUCAUGGCUUGUAGCUAUGAAAAGGGACACUGGUUUGGGAAUCGCAAAACAACCAGAUUCGGAAGAGGCUGGUCAGUUGCUGGAUGAAAUUCGUGGGGAUGCAAUGAAGCUUGUUCAACGGUUUCACGAGCUCAUGUGCCAGCUUCAUGAGCGAGAAGACUGGGAUGAGCGCUUGGCAAGGACUUCCUGCGCCACCUGUGCAUCACAGCCGGUAAAUACUGUCGUUACAGACUGCAUGCAUCUAUACUGCGAGGAAUGCUUCUACCUUCUUGGCGAUGAUACAAAUUCUGCAACGCCGAGUCGGGUGUGCGUCAAAUGCACUUCACACAUCGAAGAAGCUGCACAAUGCUGCUUCAAUGAGGAUAUAGAGCUGGGCAGCUCCUCUUUGUCCCAAGCCACGGCAUCGGUCGGCAGGAAGCAGGCGCAUAAGCGCAAGAGAAACACGAAGAGAAAUUCUGGAAACGCCCUUAGAAAGAUUGCCACACCCAGGACAGAGGAGAGCGAUGAGUCCGAAGAUGAGGAUGAAAAAACCGACUGGAUUAGGGCCUGCGAUGGAGACAUGCCUGGCGCUAAGCUGAGCAAGAUACAAGAGAUCAUCCGUGGUUGGAUUGAAGACAAUCCAGACGUCAAAAUUGUUGUCUUCACUCAAUUUCUCAAUUUUGUCCAAAAUCUAGCGGCCGCAUUACGGCGGGAGAACUGCCCAAGUGUCUGCUUGACUGGAAAGAUGCGUCCUGAGUGCCGCGAAGAAAGCAUGAAGAAAUUCGCCGAAAAUCCCAACAUCAGGGUUAUGAUUGCCAGUCUCAAGGCCGGAGGAACCGGGCUUGACAUGACCGCCGCAAAUAAAUGCAUUCUCGUGGAUCUGUGGUGGAAUGGGGCUAUGCAAGAUCAGGCAUUUUGUCGUGUCUGGAGAAUAGGCCAGACCAAAUCCGUACAAUGUGUCAAGAUGAUCGUGGAAGACUCAAUCGAUGAGUAUAUUCUGAAGAUCCAGGCACGCAAAGCCGCCGAGAUUAGCAAUACAAUGGGUCUGGAUGUCUUGAAGGAUCGUGAUACUGUUAGAUCCUUGCUCGAGAUGUUCGGGGCCACGGUCGAGGAGAAUGAGAAUGGGGCUUUCAUUGUGACACGCAAUCGAAAGUAG
Molecule: messenger RNA, 2892 nt
Organism: Aspergillus campestris IBT 28561
Lineage: Eukaryota; Fungi; Ascomycota; Eurotiomycetes; Eurotiales; Aspergillaceae
Product: putative SNF2 family helicase
Exons: 12
Coding region: 46-2892 (948 amino acids)
Molecular function (GO): ATP binding; ATP-dependent chromatin remodeler activity
Source: RefSeq, a predicted model, not a curated record